Symbiodinium necroappetens is the source of this 822-nucleotide messenger RNA. Lineage: Eukaryota; Dinophyceae; Suessiales; Symbiodiniaceae. The record is from the annotation of a GenBank genome assembly.
GUGAAGUUCGUGCUGUACCAUCUGCUGGUGGGACUCAAAUAUCUUCACUCUGCUGGUAUCUAUCAUCGCGACCUGAAGCCAUCCAACGUGCUUGUAAACCAGGACUGCAACGUGAAGAUUUGUGACUUCGGGCUGGCGCGGGCCGUUGGAGAAGAGCUGGAUGAGGAUCAGGAUGAGCACAGCGACAAGGCCGUCCGAGUCAUGACGCAGCAUGUCGUCACUCGAUAUUAUCGAGCGCCUGAACUGAUCCUCCUCGACGAUUACACCGAGGCCAUCGAUCUGUGGUCCGUGGGAUGCAUCGCCUUUGAGCUCGCGGAGAUGAUGGAGCCAAAGCCUGCAGAGGACCGCGGUCCACUGUUUCCGGGAUCGACUUGCUAUCCCUUAUCACCAGACUGUCAACACAGACAUGAUGUGGCGUUUCACUCCAGUGGAUGCAAGGAGCAGCUCAACAUGAUUUUUGAGGUCAUCGGCACUCCCUCGGAGCGCGAUGUAAAGCUUCUCCGAGAGGACGCCCGCAAGUACGUUUGCUGCUUCCAGCCGCGGCUCGGAUGUGGAGUCCAGCCUCGCCUACCAAGUGCCGCUCCUUCCCUUGUUGAAACCAUCGACAGUCUGCUACGCUUUAAUCCUCAAGAGCGAGCAACUGUUGAAGAGGUGCUUCUUCGCCCUCUCUUUGCAGAAAUUCGCGACCCCGGAAAAGAGGUCGUGGCUCGUGGCUACAUAACUCUGGAGUUUGACCAGGAGCCAGAUCUGAGUGAACCGCAGCUGCGACAAUGCUUCAAGCAGGAGAUUCAAAGCUUUCGGCGCGCCAGAGCUGGCCGCUGA